AUGGCGUCCUUUACGGCAAGCUCUGCGGUACGAAACUAUGCAUAUUUUUGCAUAUAAUUUGUGUGAAAUCAAAAUUAUAAAUGUAAAAUGCAUAUCAUAUUUCUUAAAUUAACGCAGGUUCAACAUUGUAAGUGCAAGAGCUCUUGUAGCUUCAAGCAAAAACAAAAUACCAAUCGAGGAUGCCCUUGCAAAGGUUCAAAUAUCGACUGCUCUGCAGCAUGCAAAUGCGGCACUCGUGCUAAACCUUGCAAGAAUAAGGUAAGCUUGAAAAUCAAUUAAUUAUUUUUCUGAUUUGCAAUUUCUUCACUAUAUAUCUGGCGCUUUAUUUCAGAAAGCAGCAGCAAACUCGGAAGGUGAAAGUGGAGGGACACCAACAAACACUAGAGCUGGACGUAUGAAUCAGCAAGGGUUUCGCCUCACUCACGAGCCAAGGGAAACAGAGGAAAGACAAAGGGAAAAAGAAAAUAAGGAUGUGAAGGUAUAA
Messenger RNA from Paramuricea clavata, 484 nucleotides. The record is from the annotation of a GenBank genome assembly. NCBI's taxonomy places the organism in Eukaryota, Metazoa, Cnidaria, Anthozoa, Malacalcyonacea, Plexauridae.